This is a messenger RNA of Columba livia (rock pigeon), 3033 nucleotides long. Its product is annotated as mesoderm posterior protein 1-like. Gene Ontology annotation, molecular function: protein dimerization activity; DNA-binding transcription factor activity, RNA polymerase II-specific; RNA polymerase II cis-regulatory region sequence-specific DNA binding. The transcript has 2 exons. The record is from RefSeq and is a predicted model, not a curated record. NCBI's taxonomy places the organism in Eukaryota, Metazoa, Chordata, Aves, Columbiformes, Columbidae. Gene Ontology annotation, biological process: heart morphogenesis; somite rostral/caudal axis specification; mesoderm formation. Gene Ontology annotation, cellular component: nucleus. The coding region runs from base 1885 to 2859 and encodes 324 amino acids.
CUGGGAAUGGGGCGAGGUGGGGGCAGAUGUGCGGGGAAGGGCCAUGUCCCAGGCUGUGCCGCUGGGUGCAGAGCACUCCACAGAUCCCCCACCACGCUCCUGGGAUGCAGUGCUGCCGGACCCCACUGCAGCCCCCAGCCCCAGAGCUGGGAUGGCAUCAGACCUCUGUGCACCUGGAAUGUGCUGUGGGUCCAGGUUGGCACCGGCACCCUCAGACCUUGGCUGGAGCAGCAGCACUGCACUUCCUCUAGUGAGAGGGCAAAGGGGAUUAGCAGCAAUUAACUCUGACGUUUUUGUGCCAGGUCUGCGGUGCCUGUGGGGAGGUAACAGCCAGUUUAGAUACCAAUAUCCUCAUGGCGCUUGGCAAGCAGCAUGAGUGCUAGGAGCAGGGCUCAGCAAGUAGCUGGGCUGAAGGGGUGACACCUCAGGGUGCAUGUGGCUCUGGGUGCUGUGGUGUGCUUGGUGGCAGGAAGGGACUGUGGGGGGGAGCCCCUGCACUGCUGGUGCCCAAGACCCUGCAACACUGGCACAACAGAGCUUUGAAAUGCCAGCAGUGCCCCUGCAAGGCUCCCCACAAGGCCGGGGCACCUGGGACUGCUGUGGGGCUGAGCAGUGUGCCUGGCUCUGGUGAGCACAGCCAGGAUUGCAGGAGCGCUUGGCUGGUGGUGAGUGACAAGCAGGAUUUACCUCGUCACUUCUGUGUCAUGGCAUUGCCAAGGAAAACUGAACAAGCUUCAUGUGACCACUGGGAAACACGAGCCUGUGAACAAUGAGGCAGUGGCUCACACUGAGGAGCGGCCGGUCCUGCACUCCGCGCUGGCACGGUGCUCUGUGCUGGCUCUGUGCUCCAUGCCUGCCCCUGUGUGUGGUGCCUGGUAUUGCAGAGGGGUUGUGCACCCCCAGAAUGGGGGUCCCAUACCCACCACCGUACCCCUGGGGCUGCACACACCCGCUAUGGGGGUCCCAUACCCACCGCCGUACCCCUGGGGCUGCGCACACCCGCUAUGGGGGUCCUAGGCAUACCCAGUAUGGGGAUCCCAUGCCCAUGCCGUGCACUUUGCCAUGUGGGGGUCACGUUCCCUGAGGCACCACGGGGCCGCGCUGUCGGGGGCGGUGCCGCUCGCUCCCUGAUUGAUUUUCCUUCCCGCGGCGGGGCCGGGUUUCCCUGGAAACCUUCGCACCCGCCGGCACCGACACCUGCGGGGCCUGGGAACGCGGCGGGGGGGGCCCUCCCAGCUCCGCCCCCACGCGGGGGGUCACCGCGCCCGGGCCGCCGCUCCGCGCACCCGCCGGUAGCGGGCACGGUGGCGGCUCCGCGCCGGGCUCAGCGGGCGGCCGCGCUCAUUAGGGGCAGCGUGUGAAACGCCAUUAGCGGGGGCUGCGGGGGACCUGCGGCAGGGGGGCGGCCGGGCUGUGGUCCCCCGGGCUGUGCCCCCGGCACCGGGCGCUGUGUCCGUGUCCUGCAGAGCCGCGCUGGACACCGGGACUGCCCGGCUGGGGCCACAGGGAUCUGGAGCUGGCACUGCUGCAGCUCACACCCGCUGCCAGCCCCACUGCGCAGUGCACUGCCAGCCCACUGCACAGCCCACUGAAGACCUUGCUAAAGGCCUUGCUUCAAAUCCCAUUGCAGCCCCCACAUGGGGGCCAAGCCCUAUCCCCAGGACGGUGCGGGGGGCUGGUGCUGCCGGGGGGUGGGCAGCACAGAGCAGCCUCACACUGCCGGGGUAAAAUUUGUCACUUGCCUGUUCAAAGCCGGCUGCCCUCAUCCCCCCCCACCCCAGCCUUUGAAGUGCUGCUGAUGCAGCCACGAAGGUGCCACUUCACACCUCCAGCCCUGCAUAAAGCUGGGGCAGCCGGGGGACACCAGCACACGGCCACACCACCAUGGCCCGCUCGGCAGCUCCAGGCCUCCCGCUCCCCACCACAGCCCUGCUGCAGGACUGGGGCUGCCGCGGGCCCCCGGACCCCGAGGGCUACAGCAGCAACUCACCCGCGCCCUCGCCUGACUCCUGCGGCCUCUCGUCCCCCGCUGCUGCCCGGGCAUCCUGCUGCAGCCCUGCUACCCCCCGCCUGCGGGGUGGCCCUGGGGGCAGGAAGGGGGUCCGGGGCCUGGGGCCAGGGGGCCCUCGGCAGAGCGCCAGCGAGCGGGAGAAGCUGCGGAUGCGGCGGCUGGCGCAGGCGCUGCUGCGGCUGCGGCACUACCUGCCGCCCACGCUGGCACCUGCGGGGCAGAGCCUGACCAAGAUCGAGACCCUGCGCCUCGCCAUCCGCUACAUCGCCCACCUCUCGGCCCUGCUGGGGCUCAGUGAGGAGGUGCUGGCCCGGCGGCGGGGGGCGGCCCCCCAGCACUGUUCCCUCUGCCCCCAGGGCCUGGGGUGCUGCCAGGUCCCAGCCCCCCACCUACAACCACCAGUCCCAGGCCCGCAGGACGCUUUGGCCCCUGACACUGUGGGCCGGGGGUCACCUCCCACAGCAGGGACACCCCUGGAGCUGCACAGGGCUUCUGAUAUGAGGCUGGGUGUCUGGGGGUCGCCCCCUUAUGGCCCUGCUGUGGAAACCUCCCCAGAGGUGCUUGGGGUUCCCAACAUGGGAACGGGAGUCUGGGGGUCACCCCCCUACAUCCCUGCGAUGGAGACCCCCUUGGAGCUGCAUGAGGCUGUCACCUCCAACGUGUCCUCCUGGCUGUCCUCUCCUCACUGCGCAGGGGCAGGAGCCCCCCCGGACCUCCCUGGUGACCCCCUCCUGGACACGGGGCUGAUGCUGCCAGAGUUCGUGGAUGCAGGGACUGUCACCCAGGAGCUCUCUGCAGACCUGCUCUCUCUCUUGGAAGCUCUGGUCCCACCACAGUACCAGGACUGACCCACAGCACCUGGCAUCACGCAGCUCCAUGAUGCACCGUCCAGAUUCCUGCAGCUCAGGGGAUGCAUUUUGCCCGUCGGACAUGGGAGGUGGAGGGGAGGAGCUGCCUGUGGUGUGAGCCCAGAGCUGUGCUGGACGUGCUGUGGCAGCUGUGACUGUACAUAAAUAAACCCU